UUCCUAGUUCCUGCGUGUAAAUUUUCCAAGUGACACAGGAGGCCAGAAUCUAUUUGCUGCUUCCAGAAGUCUCCGCGGGAUUCCCGAAGUUUCCAGAAGUCACUGUGCACGGAGAAACGAAAAUUUCCCCUGGUUGAUCAAGCGGCGCGGCGGCGGCGGCGGGGUAUCGAAAUUUCCCCUUUCUCCUCCUACUCCUCGUCGUCGUCGUCCUCCUCCCCGUCUCUCCCUCGUCAACCUCCACUCCCUCUCCUCCCCUCCCCUCAAGAGAAAAUGGCCGUCGGGGAGCUGGGUGAUGGUGCUGCAUCGGAGGGGAUGGCGCGGUUAUCCCUAUCAGCAACGGUGACGGCCAUGGCGGCUACGGCUACGGCUACGGCGACCUCCAGCGUCUUCGACAACGACGACCUCCUCCGCGAGAUCCUCGUCCGCGUCGCGUUGCCCCACUGCCUAGUCCGCGCCUCCCUCGUCUGCAAGUCCUGGCUCCGCAACGCCUCCGACCUGGUCUUCCUCCGCCGCUUCCGCAGCCUCCACCCCCCUCCGACGCUGGGGUUCUACAUCGAUUCCUCGGUACUCUCUUGCCCUCGCUUCGUAGCCCUGCAAGGCCAUCCUCCUGAGCUAGGUGUUCUCCUCGGCCGCGCCAGCCGACACUUCGAUGCGUGGAGCGAUGUGCCCUUGAGCAUGUGGGAUUCCAGAAAUGGGCGUGUGCUUGUCGAAAUCUAUGGGAAACUUGCGGUGCAUAGUCCUCUUCUUCCGCCUGCUGAUAUUUCUGUCUACCCACAGACCCCUCUGAAAGUGUGGCUAGAUCGUUCUUUCACCUACAACCUCCAUGAAUUUCUUCCUGAGGAUGGUGGUAAUGGGAGAGAGUACUACCGACUGGCUUUAGGCUACAAAUGCAAGUGCAUGAUAGCUUAUCUGUUUCAUUUGGUUGAUGGCAUCUGGGUUGGUCGUGCGUCCGACACUAUUUCAUUCCCAGGACCUGAUGAACAGGCCGAGCUGGUCAUACCAUUAGGAGUUCAUGCUUUUGGAAAAUUAUUUCUCCUCACUAACUUCAGCAUCAUCAUUGUGUUGGAUUGCAAGACUCUGGAGUUGACCAAAGUGAAUAUUACUGAUGAGAUUGAAUUGGAAGAUUGUGAUGAGGUUGAUCUGUGCGAAGGCAAGCUCGAGGAUGAGUUUACUCUCGUAUGUCUCCACCCCACAAAACUUCAAGUGUGGACUCACAACUUGUCUCAAAUUACAUGGACAUUAUCUCAUUCUGUUGCAAGGGAUGAUAUACUUCAAGCAUCCGUUACAGAGGCUGGAGAAUCGUGUGCCCAUGUCAGUAUUCUCGGAAUCGCAAACGCUGGGAAGUCAGCAUUUCUAAAGCUGGAUGAUUCUAUAUUCUUAUUGGACAUCGUUGCAAAGAACAUGACCAAGGUUUACGAAAUCUGUCCCGAGGAUGGGGAUAUUGAAAGAAUAUAUCCACUGCUGAUGAUCUGGCCACCAAAAUUUCCAGCACAUCUUACAGGGAUGGAUGAUCCGAUGGAAUCAAUUUUGGAGCCUGGGAGUCAUAGAGCACUGUCAGAUCCAUGAGGUUCUGUUAUCCACUGACGAAAAUGAUGCAAAGUUUUGGGGAAUGAAAAUUCUGGGAGGAAAAUGUGUACUGAGGACUAGCGAUCUAUCUAGAGCACUUCAUAGUUUGUCUCUUGAAGGAACACUUUAAGUCCUCUCCAAAUUGUCUCGAUGGAGUUUUUUUCUUUUUUUCCAUUUUCCAUGUGGAGUUCUCUCCAUGUAAAAAAUUCCAAAUGUUCCCUCCCUCCCUCCCUCCUGUUUCUCUGACCAGUAACCAGCUAAAUGUAACACAUUGGUGAAUGACAUCUGUUCCAGGCAUCAUAUUUGUGCGCAUUCCCUGGAAAAAGAAACUAUUAUCAAUAUAGAUGCCUAGAUGUGAUGUUAA
Messenger RNA from Oryza sativa Japonica Group (Japanese rice), 1930 nucleotides. RefSeq lists its product as uncharacterized. The record is from RefSeq and is a predicted model, not a curated record. Gene Ontology annotation, molecular function: protein binding. Lineage: Eukaryota; Viridiplantae; Streptophyta; Magnoliopsida; Poales; Poaceae.